Histoplasma capsulatum G186AR is the source of this 321-nucleotide messenger RNA. RefSeq lists its product as uncharacterized. The coding region runs from base 1 to 321 and encodes 106 amino acids. NCBI's taxonomy places the organism in Eukaryota, Fungi, Ascomycota, Eurotiomycetes, Onygenales, Ajellomycetaceae. The record is from RefSeq and is a predicted model, not a curated record. The transcript has 2 exons.
AUGGCUGAGGCGGAGGAGUUGAAGCCGUUGAUGCAGUCGAUGCGCACCCGCACACGUGAUGCGGGCCGUCAACAGCCAACGGGAUCCAAUGAUGAGGCCUGGGUUGAUAUCAGAUGCGCUGUGCACAGAGUACGAGUCUGGACAGAAGUCGACGGAAAAAGAAGGCUGCAGAUGCUGGGUGUUAUCAUAGUUAACUCCGUAGAGCCGGUUCCGUGGGAUAUGACGGGCAGUGCGACCUCAGACGAUCAUCAUUUCUACGCGGUGCAGCCAACGGGCCUGCCUCUCGUUCAGGCCGUAUCUUGUCUAUCCUACUCACGCUGA